GUCCUGGUGCACAUUAGCACGGCAUAUUCAAAAGUGGACGAAGUAGUCAUUGAUGAAACUGUGCAUCCAGUGGAAGCAGAUUGGAGAAAAACAAUUCAAAUUGUUGAAGCUUUGGACGAUGACAUUUUGGAAGUAUUAAAGCCAAAAUACAUAGGCAUGAUGCCAAAUCAAUAUAUAUUUUCCAAAAGACUCGCGGAACAGGUAAUAGUCGAUUACUCCCGAUCGUUGCCGUGCGUAAUCUGCAGACCGUCUGUAGGUACAGUAUUAUGA
This is a messenger RNA of Dinoponera quadriceps, 270 nucleotides long. Its product is annotated as putative fatty acyl-CoA reductase CG8306. The record is from RefSeq and is a predicted model, not a curated record. The annotation marks the transcript as partial. NCBI's taxonomy places the organism in Eukaryota, Metazoa, Arthropoda, Insecta, Hymenoptera, Formicidae. Gene Ontology annotation, biological process: long-chain fatty-acyl-CoA metabolic process. Gene Ontology annotation, molecular function: alcohol-forming very long-chain fatty acyl-CoA reductase (NADP+) activity. The transcript is spliced from 2 exons. Gene Ontology annotation, cellular component: peroxisome.